GUUCAGGCCAGGUAGGCAAGGCCCCAGCAGGUGCGGUGAGCAGAGACUUCCAGCUGCUGGGGAAAGAGGCUCAUGCAGUGCUGACCACUUAGCCACUAUUCUGUAGUUGGAAUCUGAUGUGACCUUGGCUGCUGCCAGCCUGGGCUGGGCCCUGCGCGAGGAAGGAGUCCCUUAAGUAGCUGGAGGCCCUUCAAAUGCCAUCUAUUUGCAGCCUGGGCCCUGACGCUGGCAUGUGUCACAUGUGAGCACGGGCUGGGUAUUUUUGGCAGUGGGGGUGGAGCUUCCAGGGCCAGCCCAACAGCAUGCCGCUCUGGGGUAGGCACUCAGAUGCCCUGCUCCACUGCCCUGCUGGCUGCGAGACUCAGACCACUCCGAGGAAGUGGAGGAAGGGAGCCGGACCCACCUGACAAGAAAUCUCAGAGAUGUGAAGGAAUGGCAUUCCUGGGAAUGAAAAACAUGACAGAUGUCAUAUGAGGAUGUGUGCCUCACUAAUAUAAAAUGCAAUUUGGUUUUAGGACUGUAUCAGUGUAUGUUGUAAAGUUGCCAUUUGGAGCCCAUUUGGAAGUAGGGGAAAUGGGAGCUGAAAUUUUCUAACUCAGAAGAAAUUAGAUUUGAAGGAAGCACAGCCUGUCCUCUGGGACCCUGCUCUGCUUUCUUCCAGGAGAUGGACAGCCAGGUGGGGGUCUCCCCCAUGCAUGCAGGGUGGUGGCACUGUGUGCAGGUUGGUGCCUGGAGCCUGGACACCUGAAGAUCCCAUCCCGCUCCACAUCCUGUCACUACUCCAGCACCUCUGCUGACCUGUGAUGGACAACUUCCAGUACAGUGUCCAGCUCAGUGACCAGGACUGGGCUGAGUUCUCAGCAACUGCUGAUGAGUGUGGCCUCUUGCAGGCUGGCCUGGCUUCUGGGGACGAGCUCUUUUCCAGUGACAUUGACCAAGGGGACAGCAGUGGCAGCAGCCCACCGGGGCCCCCACCCCUUCUCACUGUGCAGCUGGCCCCCAGGGGAAAGGGCUGGCAGGCCUGUGAGGAAGAGAACAGUGUGGCCACCUGGCAGCUGGCCAGCAGGUUUCAGUGUGAGCCUCUCCUGGCUCCAGGGGCCAGUAAGCAGGCAGCCGGCACGUCCACACGAUCUGAAGCUCUGCUGUCCCUCCGCUCAGGAACUGCCCCUCUUGACCAGCGCUCGUCCUUUCCGGAGUCAGUAGAUCCCAGUGACAUGAUGCAGAGGCUUCUGCAGGGCCCUUCUCCCAGCCCCUCUGGUGAGCCCCCCCAGAGUUCUGAUUCCUCUGGCCACAGUGUCAUCCCCAAAAAGCCCCCUGACAAUCCUGGAGCCCCUCCCCGAAGCCCCGGCCGCAAGAAGAGGCGCGCUGUGGGGACCAAGGGGGGCGGAUGCUUGGAGCCCCCAGGACCUGCUGUGGGUCCACCAGGCUCUCCCAAGCUCCCUGAGGAAGGCCAUAGCCUGGCUGGGGCCAGAAGGGAGGGGUUUGGGGCUGGGACAGCAAAGACAAUGGCAGGAGCCCAACAGAACAAGCCUCAGCCAGACUCUGCCCAUGUUCUCUCUGCACCUGUCCCUGUAACUGAGCGAGGUGCAGACCAGAUCAGAAUGACCUCCAGGGCUGAGCUACACAGGGCUUCUGCACCUGUCCAGGUGGCUCAUUCAGAUUCUUCCAUGGCUGAGACAGAUGAAGCCUUGUCUAUACCUGCCUCCAAGCCUCAGCCCAAUGUGGCCAUGUCUACACCCACCUCCACACCUGCACUGCGUGUGGACCUGCCUACUACAGCAGGGCCAGUGGUCAAGCCAAAGGUGGAUUCACCUCUUCCUAUCUCCAUGGCUGUGACCAGCAGGGCUCUGCCCUACUCUGCUUCCAAGACUAAGUAUGAUGGGACAGCAUUUACCCCUGUUCCUGGGGCUGAGGCUGCUGUACCCUCCCAGCCCCCUGUUCUCCAAACUGGGGCUGAUAUGAUAGAGACACAGAUGGCUGUGCCUCCAACAGGGCAUCAAGAUAAACCUGCAGGGACUCCUGGACUCGUUUCAGGGGUACCUCCCCCAGGCCCCAUCCCAACCCCCAAGAAGAAGAAAGUACGAUUCUCCAUGGCUGUGCCCAGACCUGAGCAACCAGGGUCAAGAGAGGCUACAGGCCUACCCUCAUCAGCUUCAGCCUGGCCCUCAGCCCCUGGGACUGCAGUGGGAGGCCAAGAGGGGUCUGCAGCCUGGGAUGCGGUGGCGGUUGGGCCCCGGGGCCCCCAGCCUCGGAUCUUGAAGCACCUGCCACCCCCGGCUCCCUCUGCUUCUGCAGGGCCUAGGCCCAGGAGCUGCUUUGCAGUGACCCUCCCCGAGGCCUAUGAGUUCUUCUUUUGUGAUACCAUUGAGGAGGAGGAGGAAGUAGGGGAGGAGGAAGGUGCCGAGCAGGAGGCAGUAGCCAGCCAGGCACUGGAUUCUGUCCAGUGGCCAGACAUUUGCGAAUUCUUCUUCCGGGACUGCCACACCCAGAGGUCGGGGCACCAGGGGAGCUGCUCCCCUGCUCCACCCCCAGGAACUGACCUUGUAUCAGCUGUGCCCCCUGGAGAUCCGGUGCCUUUCUCCAUCCCUGAGGCCUACGAACACUUCCUUGGGGAGGACAAGUUUGGGGGUACACUGUCACCAACUGCCCUCCAGCAGCAGACCUCAGAGGCCCCCAGGAACAUGGGGACAAGGAUCAAACCUGAGCCCAGCCCAGCCAUAGCAGAGCAACUCAGCCUGACAGCCAGGCGGGCAGGAGAGCUCCGGCAUCCCCUCACCUCAUUUACCUUCAGUCAGAAUGACAUGUGCUUGGUGUUUGUAGCCCUUGCUACUUGGGCUGUAAGAACUUCAGAUCUGCAAACCCCGGAUGCUUGGAAAACAGUCUUGCUGGCCAACUUUGGCACCAUCUCUGCCAUCCGCUACUUCCGCCGGCAGGUGAGGCGAGGGUGCAGCCCCAGCUCCAGCCCCAGCCUCAGCCCUAGCCGUAGCCCCAGCUCCAGCUCCUAGGACCAGGCCUGGCCUAGGAAGACUCAAGACAAGGAGAUGAACAGAGACAUCCAGGAUGAGCUGCUGCCCUCCUCGACCAAGGACCCCAGACUUUUGCAGCAUGUAGGAGGGAGCCAGUAUCCUUGGUGCUGUCUCCCUUGGACUCCAUGGGAGGGUCCAUCCAGGGGCCAAGGUCAAGGCCACUACCCACACCUGAGGGGAGAGGAGAUUUGUAAUUCUGGGUGGGUAGAGGAUGAGCAGGGAGCUAGUUAAUAGGGCACCAGAUUAGCAAAUAUAAUACAGGGUACCUAGUUAAAUUUGGAUUUCAGACACAUACUAUUUGAGACAUUCUUGUACUAAGAAAUUCCUUGUUUAUCUGAAACCUAACUGGGUAUCCUGUUUCAUUUGGUCAUGUAGGUAAGUUGGGUGUACUGCAGGAAAGGACCCUAGAAUUAGGAGUGUCAGAGAGCAGCAAGGUCCCACUAGGUCUGGUGGGGCCAGGAUGGGGACGCUAGGUGGCAUCAAAGGUGGCCGGAGUGGUUUUCCAGGGAUUAUGCCUUGUGCACAACAGGCUAGGCUGGAAAGGCCCUUACAGACCCCUCUGAACUCCAAGCCCCAAGGUCUGGGGUCAAGGUGCCAGCUGCAGUCAAUGAGCAGAUGGCCUAGAGGAUGCCUCUGAGGCAGCUCCUGCAGUCCCUACAGGGUGGGGCAGUGGACUGGGUCUGGCUCCUCUGGUGAGCCCUAGUUAAAGGUACACACAGAACUUAGUGGAAGGACUGAGCUCUUGGGAUGGUCCCAGGAGUCAGAGAUGGAUGAGAGGUGGGUAAAGGAAUCAAGAUGAAAGAGCAGUGACUGGAUGCAGGAGGCAGCACACAGGCUCCCCAAGAUGGCAGGAACCUCCUGUUGCUCAGUGGAGAACACAGACACAGAACCAAUAAAAUCUCUCCUUUCUUGUUUAUGG
Molecule: messenger RNA, 3945 nt
Organism: Chinchilla lanigera (long-tailed chinchilla)
Lineage: Eukaryota; Metazoa; Chordata; Mammalia; Rodentia; Chinchillidae
Gene: Perm1
Product: PPARGC1 and ESRR induced regulator, muscle 1
Exons: 4
Coding region: 804-3005 (733 amino acids)
Biological process (GO): response to muscle activity; regulation of DNA-templated transcription
Cellular component (GO): nucleus; cytoplasm
Source: RefSeq, a predicted model, not a curated record